Messenger RNA from Oryzias melastigma (Indian medaka), 2943 nucleotides. RefSeq names its product glycogen phosphorylase, brain form. The transcript has 20 exons. Gene Ontology annotation, biological process: glycogen catabolic process. Gene Ontology annotation, molecular function: glycogen phosphorylase activity; pyridoxal phosphate binding. The record is from RefSeq and is a predicted model, not a curated record. The coding region runs from base 124 to 2670 and encodes 848 amino acids. Lineage: Eukaryota; Metazoa; Chordata; Actinopteri; Beloniformes; Adrianichthyidae. Gene Ontology annotation, cellular component: cytoplasm.
CUCCUGUCCUCCAGAUCGCGCGGGGGCGGGGCACAGCUGUGCAGUCGCUUCACCUGUCAAGUGCGCUCUCUCGCCGCUUCCCGUCGUGCCUUACGCCCCCCCUCUAAACGGGUCGGUACCAACAUGGCGCCGCCGCCGCUGACCGACCAUGAGAGGCGGAAGCAGAUCAGCGUGCGCGGGAUCGCGGGGCUCGCGGACGUCACGGAGAUCAAACGGACUUUUAACCGACAUCUGCACUUCACGCUCGUGAAGGACCGGAACGUGGCCACGCCCCGCGACUACUACUUCGCUCUGGCUCACACCGUCCGGGACCACGUGGUGGGCCGCUGGAUACGAACCCAGCAGAGCUACUACGAGAGGGACCCGAAGAGGGUCUACUACCUGUCCCUGGAGUUCUACAUGGGCCGAGCCCUGCAGAACACCAUGAUCAACCUGGGCCUGCAGAACGCCUGCGAUGAGGCCAUAUACCAGCUGGGUUUGGACCUUGAGGAGCUGGAGGAGAUCGAGGAGGACGCCGGUCUGGGAAACGGCGGGCUGGGCCGCCUGGCAGCUUGUUUCCUGGACUCCAUGGCGACUCUCGGUUUGGCUGCGUACGGAUACGGGAUUCGCUACGAGUUUGGAAUCUUCAAUCAGAAAAUCUAUAACGGAUGGCAGGUAGAGGAGGCAGACGACUGGCUGCGAUACGGAAACCCCUGGGAGAAGGCGAGGCCCGAGUACAUGCUGCCAGUUCACUUCUAUGGUCGCGUGCAGGCGACGGACAGCGGGAUGCAGUGGACUGACACUCAGGUGGUUCUGGCGAUGCCCUACGACACUCCGGUCCCCGGUUACCAUAACAACACGGUGAACACCAUGAGGCUGUGGUCGGCUAAAGCGCCCGACGACUUCAACCUGCAGAACUUUAACGUUGGAGAUUACAUCCAAGCCGUUCUGGACCGGAACCUGGCCGAGAACAUCUCCAGAGUUCUGUAUCCCAACGACAACUUCUUCGAGGGGAAGGAGCUCCGCCUGAAGCAGGAGUACUUCGUGGUGGCCGCCACGCUGCAGGACAUCAUCCGCAGGUUCAAGUCUUCCAAGUUCGGAUCCAGAGAUCCGGUCCGGACGUCUUUUGAAACCUUUCCCGACAAGGUGGCGAUCCAGCUGAACGACACCCACCCGGCUCUGGCCAUCCCCGAGCUGAUGCGGGUCCUGGUGGAUCUGGAGAAGCUGGACUGGGAAAAGGCGUGGGACAUCACCUGUCGUACCUGCGCGUACACCAACCACACGGUUCUGCCCGAGGCGCUGGAGCGCUGGCCCGUCCACAUGUUCGAGCAGCUGCUGCCGCGACACCUGCAGAUCAUCUAUGAGAUCAACCAGAGACACCUGGAUAGGAUCGCUGCUCUGUUUCCGGGCGACGUGGACCGCCGGCGCCGAAUGUCUCUCAUCGAGGAGGGGGACCCCAAACGGAUCAACAUGGCUCACCUGUGCGUCGUGGGAUCCCACGCCGUCAACGGCGUGGCGCAGAUCCACUCGGACAUCGUCAGGAAUACGGUGUUCAGAGACUUUUUCCAGGUGGAUCCGGACAAGUUCCAGAACAAAACCAACGGCAUCACUCCUCGCCGCUGGCUGCUGCUGUGUAACCCCGGCCUGGCUGACAUCAUCGCUGAGAGGAUCGGAGACGACUUCCUGACCGACCUCCAUCAGCUGAAGAACAUCCUGCAGUUUGUGGACGACGAAGCUUUCAUCCGGGACGUGGCUAAAGUCAAGCAGGAGAACAAGCUGAAGUUUGCAGCCUUCCUGCAGAAGCACUGGCAGCUGAAGGUGAACCCCGAGUCCAUCUUUGACGUCCAGGUGAAGCGGAUCCACGAGUACAAGAGGCAGCUGCUCAACUGUCUGCACGCCAUCACGCUCUACAACCGGAUCCGACUGCGGCCCGAGAGAGCGUUCGUUCCCCGGACCGUGAUGAUCGGAGGAAAGGCGGCCCCGGGGUACCACAUGGCCAAGAUGAUCAUCAAACUGAUCACCUCGGUGGGCGAGGUGGUCAACAACGACCCGGCGGUGGGAGACCGGCUGAAAGUCGUCUUCCUGGAGAACUACAGAGUGUCGUUGGCAGAGCAAGUCAUCCCGGCCGCGGAUCUGUCCGAGCAGAUCUCCACGGCGGGAACAGAAGCGUCUGGAACGGGAAACAUGAAGUUCAUGCUGAACGGCGCUCUGACCAUCGGCACCAUGGACGGCGCCACGGUGGAGAUGGCCGAGGAGGCUGGAGAAGAAAACCUCUUCAUCUUUGGCAUGAAGGUGGCUGACGUGGACCAGCUGGACCGGGAAGGCUACGAUGCUAAACAGUUCUACGAUUCUCUGCCGGAACUGAAACUGGCUGUGGACCAGAUCCAGAGCGGGUUCUUCAGUCCGUCAGAACCAGACCUUUUCAGAGAGGUCACCGACAUGCUGAUGAAUCACGACAGGUUUAAGGUUUUUGCAGAUUAUGAAUCUUACGUAAAACGUCAGGAGCAAGUCAGCGAGCUGUACCAGAACCCCAGAGAGUGGACCAAAGUGGUGAUUCGGAACAUCGCAGCUGCAGGGAAGUUCUCCAGCGACAGAACCAUCGCCCAGUACGCCCGCGAGAUCUGGGGCGUCGAACCGUCUGACGGGAAGAUCCCGCCCCCCAACGAGCCGCUGAUCCAGCGCCAAAGCUGAAGAUCGCAAAUGGAUCGGGUCAUGAGCAGAAACGCUGGUUCUACUCUGAUGACUCGUGACGGCAGAGAGUUCUGUAGAAAACUGCUGGGAAAGUCGGAUUCACUCGGUUUCUAGAAAGCAGCCGGACUGAAGGUUCUGAAAGGUUCGAGUUUGGACUCGCAAACCCGGCUGUGAUGAGGACGGUUAUUUAUUCUCUGGAAACGAAAGCAGAACGUAUCUGUACGUCGUCAUCCUGAAGGAAAUAAAAAUCUUUGGGUUUCUGAGGCCGACUGA